Messenger RNA from Physeter macrocephalus (sperm whale), 2829 nucleotides. RefSeq names its product dynein light chain LC8-type 2 (gene DYNLL2). Gene Ontology annotation, biological process: microtubule-based process. The record is from RefSeq and is a predicted model, not a curated record. NCBI's taxonomy places the organism in Eukaryota, Metazoa, Chordata, Mammalia, Artiodactyla, Physeteridae. Gene Ontology annotation, cellular component: cytoplasmic dynein complex. The coding region runs from base 590 to 916 and encodes 108 amino acids. Gene Ontology annotation, molecular function: dynein intermediate chain binding. The transcript is spliced from 4 exons.
CGGGGGAGGGCGGCCGGCCGGCCGGGCGGAGGUGCGGGGGGAGGAGGCUUUCUCCUGGCCCAGGUGCCGGCCUUCGGGAUCGCAGUCCACUGGAGGAUGGGGUGGUGGAGGGAAACGGCCCCUUGGGGAUCCGAAGGGAGGAAAUACAAGCGUUUGUACGUGUUGGGGGCUGGGGAGGGCGGGUCGUGUCUUUCGGAGGCUUGGUCUUUUUGUCGCAGGGCCGGGGAUAGAGGAGAGUGAGCUGUCCUGGAGUGCCCUCUUCGCUUUUCAGAGGAGCCCCUGGCUCGUGACUGAGGCAGCUGGCCUGGGGCCCUGUGGUCAUCCUUCAAUCUAGAGGCCCAGGUCCCUUGCUUUUUUUUUUUUUUUUUUUUUUUUUUCCUCCUUUCCCCGGGGGGAGGGGCUACGUUGGCCCCUCCCUUUCCUUUUCUCAUUGGCACCUUGGACAGGGGAGACUGGGGCUAGGCCUCACCUCGCAGACGCCUGGGGGGUCAGGGGUGAAGAAUCGUGGCAUUGUAGUCACAAGACCAACGUUAUGUAACUGCAGGCUCUCCUGGAGGCACCUCACAUGCCAUAGACUGCUAGGCAGGCCAUGGCCAGCCCUCUUGGAAUUCCUGUCAUCAUAGGAGGGUACCAUGCAAGUGUCACGAUGUCUGACCGGAAGGCAGUGAUCAAGAACGCAGACAUGUCUGAGGACAUGCAACAAGAUGCCGUUGACUGCGCCACGCAGGCUAUGGAGAAGUACAACAUAGAGAAGGACAUUGCUGCCUAUAUCAAGAAGGAAUUUGACAAGAAAUAUAACCCUACCUGGCAUUGUAUUGUGGGCCGAAAUUUUGGCAGCUACGUUACACACGAGACAAAGCACUUCAUCUAUUUUUACUUGGGUCAAGUUGCAAUCCUCCUUUUCAAGUCAGGCUAGGUGGCCGCAGUGAAGGUGUCAGUGGCGGCGGCAGUGAUGGCAAGCAGGCGGCAUUGCUGGGACUGUUUUGCACUGGGGCCAGCAUCAGGAUGUCCUCUCCAAUGGCUGUGCUACUGCAUGGACUGUAUACUCGAUUUCAUGUGUAUGUCGCAGUAAACAAAACCAAACUUCUUUCUGUUUAGUUGCCUGGGGAAGAAGGCUGCUUUGUUUAUUUUUCGAGACUUAAAAUUUUUUUUUUUUUUUUUUUGGUUGUAUUGCACUAGGAAAUCUCUCCCACCCCUCUCUUUUCUCUUUCUCUCCCUAUACAAAUAAAAAGCCCUCAACAAAGCCUGUAAGACUAGGAGGGCUGGGGAAAAGAAAUAGGUUUCUGGAGGUGGAACUAAAACUGUGCAGCUGCCUCUUCCUGGUGGUGGAUGCUGCUUUGGGAGGGCCAGGGAGGCUGCAGGGGGGCCAGUGUUAGGAUUGACAAGGAGAGAGGGAUAGGAAGGAGGGUAGGGAGAUUGAUCUAGUACCAGGGAGAAUAUUCCACUGAACUGUGAUUCCACGGCUUGGGGCAGAGGGUGGGGCAUGGGCUGGAUUCUUUAAGGGGCCCCGAGACGUGUUUGUCUGUGGUGUGUGGGAGUGGGGAGCAGACUUAUCUUGCUGUCUUUGUCAGAAGAGUUUCUAAGUGAGGGCUGUGUCUUUUAUUCUUUUAUUCUUCCUGCCAGAGCUCAUGCUAGGAGGAUGUUGAGGGUAGGAUUAGCUUGAUUUUUUUUUCUUUUCAUUCUUCUCUCCUUCUGUCUGCUCCCUGCUUAGCUCUCUGUUUUCUCAUUCCUCCGGAGUUCUCUUAGAGCAGCCCCUGGUAGUUGGCUGGCAAGGGAAUUUCUGGUGACUAGUUCUUAGUUAGGUCUUAGCAAUCAAACCAAAUCAAUGUGUCCCUUGAUUUUUCUCUGUAUAUGUGUGUGAGUGUGUGUAUAUCUUGGUUUGGGGUAGAGGGGAGGGAGGGGCAGGACUGUGGAAUCUCUAGGGUGUAUGGGUAGACAGGUGGGCCUUUAUGUUAAAAACCUCUGGGGGCCUCUGUUUUGGGGGUGAAGACGGGUAUCACCCUACCCCCUGUCAGCCAUCUGGCCUAGACACUGCUUGCCCUAUGGCUGUCUGCUCCCAGGAAGGCUUUAGGAGGAUAGUCCAGGAUGAGGUGGUCAUGCUACCAUCCACCCUGGAGCUGGGUCUCAGUGGAGAGGGAAAGUGACUUUGUGAAUGGUGGCAGCCUCUUGUGGGAGGCAGGGGUGGAAGUGUGGUAAAGGGCUGUUGAGGGGCUUUGGGAGAACUUUGGAGGAGGUCAGUCUUGGAGUGGUGAAGCCGGGAAUUAGGGGAUGGAGCAGGACCGCUAGUGGGAGGAGAUUCCAAGGGGAGUGCUCGGGAAAUCUUGUCUGUGGAUCAAACAGGGAUGGGGUGGGGGAUGGGGUGGGGGGAGUCAUUACUGAUUGAGCUGUUGAUUCUUGUAAAUCACAUUAAAAACUCUCAUGUGUAGGGUUGAUGCUGUGGAGGGGGUUUGGGAUCCAGCUCAUUUUUUUUUUUCCAAGUCCAUCCUAGAGGUUGGUGGGGAGGCAGGAGAAUGCCCCCUUCUCAAGCCUUUAGUGUGUGCUGAGCUUUCUUUUUGAUGCUGACAGGGGAGGGUGGGGACUGGGAUUGUGAGUGAGUCCCCCCAUGUCAAACCCUUUGGUGGGCACAAGACUGAGUGCUUGAGUUUACGUUUAUUUUUUUAUGACUGUCCAGAUCUGUUUCCCCCUGCCCUCCCAGACUUGUGUGGCCAGUUGGAAAUGUCUGGUUUGUGUUCAUCUCUCCCUCAUCUCUGGAGCAGGGGCUGAGACCCUGCCACAUCUCCUGUGCUCUGCAUCCACGCCUCUUUUGGACAUUAAAGGUCGAUUGAUGCA